Messenger RNA from Oikopleura dioica, 1068 nucleotides. The record is from the annotation of a GenBank genome assembly. Lineage: Eukaryota; Metazoa; Chordata; Appendicularia; Copelata; Oikopleuridae.
AUGGGGAACGGGCCUAUUCCAACCAUCAACGGAAUCGAUUACUACCAAGAUCCUCCUGAGCUACCCAAAGUGCCACAGAUUCGACAAGGCAAGCUCGUCUAUAAUCUGGCCAUCAAGCCCGCACCGUCACCGACCAAGCCAAUCGACUUCAAAAAAGCGAACACACUGUUCAAAACACAAGCGAUUGUCCGAGAGGCAAGGGCAAAUCAAACUUCAGAAAGCUCCACGAAAACGCCCCCGAAGGUUCAAUUUACGGUUAAAUCAGGCAACCAAAGCUUCAAACUUACGCAAAAACAGAAGGAAAAGAGAGACAAGCCUGGAGUAUUUGUGCCUCUCGAUACGACCAGUAUUCCAAUCGCAUCAACAACAAAAGUUGAUUCUGCGUCAGUCUAUGUUCCGACGAAUGUUGUGAACUACGAAGAAGUUGUCACGACGCCAGCGAUAUUAAAGACGCUUCCUGUCAUCAAAUCAAAAAAUGAUAAACCUUCGGAGCAACCUGUGGAAGUUCUUCCUAGCAACGUCCUCAGCAGCGAUUACGUCGAGGAAAUUGGAAUGACUUACGAUGAACCAGCAGAGCCAAAAACAAAGAAUAUCAAGCUCAAGAAUCUCAGAGCGAACGGGAAAGUUGACGAAAGACCGUGUCCAAAAUGCGGGAAAACGUUUCCUUGGGCGUCAUCUCUUAGACGACACUUGCUUACUCAUACUGGCAUGAAGCCGUACAUGUGUUCUCUUUGCAGAUCGCGAUUUACUACGAAAUCAAAUCUCGAACGACAUGUCCUGCGCCGCCACGGAAUAUUCGACAGGGAAAGCCAAGCUGCCUGUGUGAUCAAACUGAGCAAGGAAGAGAUGCAAGCGAUGGCUGCUGAAGAAGAGCAAAAUGAAGAAGCAGAUGAAAAAGAAGAAAGCAUGGAAGGAACGGAAGCGGAAAACACGGUCGAGCUGAUGGAACACGACGGUAUGAUCGGUGACGGACUCGGGCAAACAGUUCUCGUGCCAGUGACUGAAGAAGAGAUCGCUGGUGGAACCUUUCUUGUUCAGCACGUCCCUGACCAGCCUGUAGAAAAUUGA